GAGCCGCCCCGCUCCGGCCCCGCUCCGGCCCCGCUCCGGCCCCGCGAUGUCGCCGCGCUCCGCCCGCCUGGCGCGGCUGUCGCGCUCGGUCACCUUCAGCGCCUGCCACCGCCUGCACAGCAAAUCCCUGAGCGAUGAGGAGAACCUGAAGCUCUUUGGGAAGUGCAACAAUCCAAAUGGCCACGGACACAACUACAAAGUUGUGGUGACCGUGCGUGGAGAGAUUGACCCAGUCUCGGGGAUGGUGAUGAACCUGACAGAGCUGAAGGAGCUCAUGCAGGAAGCAAUCAUGGAGCCGCUGGACCACAAAAACCUGGACAAGGAUGUGCCCUACUUCUCUGAGGUGGUGAGCACCACGGAGAACAUUGCUGUGUUCAUCUGGGACAGCCUCCAGAAGCUCCUGCCCCAGGGAAUCCUUUACAAAGUGGAAGUGCAGGAGACAGAGCAGAACGUGGUCGUUUACAAGGGAGAAGAAACAAUUGUCAAGUGAGAUCAGCCUCAGCUCAGCUGCUCAGGAGAAAUGCUCCAAAAUCAGCUCCGUGGAUUCCUGCUCAGAAUUUCCUGCAGCCAGCCCCGGGUUCUGUGUUCCAUCAGGACAAGUGCUGAUGUUUCACAAGGAACCUCAGACCCCUUCUGGGUUCUCAGAAUUCUGUUUUUCCUCAAGACCUUCCUGUUUUGCCAGCUGAUGUGAAAUUUAGAAUUGUGCCGUGGUAAAUAAAGCAGCUCUGGGGAGAGGAGGUGGCCUGGUAAAAUCACAAAAGGCUUUGAUUUCUCUCUGAUUAAAUAUUGAAUUAAUUUA
Taeniopygia guttata (zebra finch) is the source of this 799-nucleotide messenger RNA. It is a transcript of the gene PTS, whose product is annotated as 6-pyruvoyltetrahydropterin synthase. NCBI's taxonomy places the organism in Eukaryota, Metazoa, Chordata, Aves, Passeriformes, Estrildidae. The record is from RefSeq and is marked provisional. Gene Ontology annotation, cellular component: mitochondrion. Gene Ontology annotation, molecular function: 6-pyruvoyltetrahydropterin synthase activity. Gene Ontology annotation, biological process: tetrahydrobiopterin biosynthetic process.